Molecule: messenger RNA, 5508 nt
Organism: Haliotis rufescens (red abalone)
Lineage: Eukaryota; Metazoa; Mollusca; Gastropoda; Lepetellida; Haliotidae
Exons: 2
Coding region: 315-1334 (339 amino acids)
Source: RefSeq, a predicted model, not a curated record
CACAACAAUGAUAGCCGUAUCAAAUACAUCACCAUCCAUGUCUUUUUCAGCCACCAUCAAACAUGGGAAUAUAUUUCCUCUGCCCAGCAGUGUAUACCAAACUUUGUAUCAGACUUGACAAGAAAAACGAGAAAUGUAGCGUUUGUAAUCAUAAAAUAAGCAACGAGAUAUCAUGGCAACGGUAAAUACAGGACCCCAGAGGACAACAAGGCCAUUGGGGUGUUGUCACGUUGCAGUCGCUGUAAACACAAUAUCGUUGAGGACGCUGCCGUUAGUGACCUGCAUGAAGGGGAGAUGGCGGGAGUGGUGUAUGCAUGGCGGCGACUAGUCAUCAUACAGAGGAUACAAGUAUGAAAGUGUCACCCAUGAAAACCACAGUAGUGUGUCUGUCCCUCUUCUUCUGCUGCAAUCUUUACUUUCUUUAUUCGUUUUCCAAGACGAACAGAGCGAAACGAGAAAUCACCACAGAUAUUGUUGAAGGCAUCGCCAACGAAAUUAUUAAAUUUGUAGCUAGAAAUAUCACAGGAAGCAGCAAAAAGAAGAGCUUUGACUGUUUACUCGGAAGAAAACAUUCUGGGAUCUACCCUUUGACAUCACAGCAUGCUAAUGGUGAUAAGGAAUCACCAGAGACGAAUGCAAAGGUUUUAUUUUAUGAUCGAUUAUCACUGAAAGAAAAAGUAGAAUUCAAAGACCUCAUUAAAACUUUCAGUAAAGGCGUGCCUUCAAACAUCACCUACUUUCUCUAUGCAGGAGCUUUACUCGGUUCCUACUCUCAUCAUGGCAUGAUUCCCUGGGAUGAUGAUAUGGACAUUAUUGUCAGGGAAAAAGACAAACCUUUAUUGCUGAAAUUCCUGCAGUCCCUCAGGCCAAAAUAUGAACAUCACACCAGCUGGAAGGUAAACUGGAAAUUUUACCACAAAAAGUCUCCAAAGGCUGGUGAUAAGCAUUGGAAUUGGCCCUUCCUCGAUAUAUUCUUUUAUUCUGAACAUCCUUCAUUCAUCCGAGAUUGUAGAGCCACAAAAAAGCAAUUCAACAAGAGUGAUGUGUUUCCUUUGAUCCAACGGCCCUUCAUGGGGAUGAUGCUGCCAGCUCCAAGGAACACCCGUAAGGUUCUGGAUUUGACUUACAAUAUCGAUCUAUGUGUGUCGAAUUCAUAUGAUCACAGACUGGAAAAAAAUGUGCCAUCGAAAUGUGUAGUGAAACUCCCGUGUCACCUGUUAAAAGACCAGUUUCCCUUUGUAACCCGAAAGGAAUCAAAUAACAAAUCUAUUGAAGUAGUGGAUGAUAUCAUAUCCUGCAACCAAAGCGUAUAUGAAACAACAAAUGCAUUUUAAGUGUCGAUGAAGACAGCCAGACAUCUAAGUGUACAUAAUACACAAUAAUUGACGUCUUCAAGUGACUUUUAGAAGUUGAUAUGAUGAAUAAGGGAGAUAGUGCUACGGAUAUACACAAACAGCUUUAUUGCAAUGAAUGCUAUUAAUUCAUUGAAUUUCUUAAAAGGAAAUACACAAUGCAACAAGGCAAUUUGUGUCAGGCAGGUAUGUUAUUUUAACAGUCUGAAACAUAAUUAUUUUUUUCAAUACAUGUAAAGAAUCGAGUGUGCAUGUUAUGUGUGUAUUUUUGUGGCACUUGCACAGAUGUACCAUUGGCACUUGAGUGGGAUGCUGUAUGCGAUGCAAAUAUCAUCUUCCGAUCUCUAUUAAUUACAUCCAUGUACUGACUGGACAAGUCCCACACUUUAAAUGGCUAUUUAAAGUUAAAUAGUUUUCUACAGACGUCAUGGGAGCUGGUAAUAUCGAUAUAAAUUAGUAUUUUAAUUACUUUUAUGGGCAUGAAAACAGACAACUAUAGGGAAAUGAAUGAAACUGAAUAGUUGGCACUUUCGUGACAUUGAAUAGUUUCAUUUUAAACAUAUGAUUUUGCACAGUUUUACAUAUAUUUUCAGAAUCAGAACUAGGACACGCCGCAUUGUUAUUCAGUGCUAAACUCAACAGAGUUUCCACAAUAUAAAUUGCUGAGAUGUAUUUCAGGUUGAAUUGUUUUCUAUCAAAAUAAUAACAGCCGUUUCAUUCUAAAUCUAAAAAUAAAUUCUUUACCUAGUACAUUGAACUAUGAAUAAAGUAAUGAUAACAAUUUUAACAGCAGCUGGCUGGGUCAUAUUCCGUCAAUGUAUAAAUAAUCAUUAUUUAGGUCCGCAUCACCAUGAUUUGACUCUUAUAUAUUUACUUUAUUGUGCUUUCGUCCAGAAGGUGACGGUCGGUAUCAACCGUGGUUAUUACUCAUCGAUCACAAUAUACCUGUCAGACUAUUCCCCCAUGAGGGGUUAGGUCAACACAGCAGCAUUCCCUUUGGCUAUGGUUGCGGACGUACAUAAGAAUGCCCAAUUAAUCAAUAGUUUCUUUACUGAAUUUUCAUAUAUUGUGGAAUAUCGAAUACACCCGAAAUCCAUUAUGUAAACAUAUGUAUAAAGCUGUAUGACAGAAUCCGUUUCAAGAUUACUGAAUGUCGGCGGUCAGCGUAUCAUUAAUGACGGAUGGCUUAACGUUCCUUCUAUAGUUUAGGACUUAAAGGAUUCACUCAUGUCCUGUCUGGUUAUGAGUUAUUGGAAUAUCACAGUAGGUGGAGAUAAUGUGCCUGUUGGUAUUGGCAUUUGUCUGUUUGAAGUAGCUAUUAGGCUCUCGUACAUGUACAAAGUUUCAACUAAUUUUGAGUUCAUGAAUUCAUAGAUUCCGCAAAUUGUUUUAGCACUAUAUAGCUACUGUUCAUGUCAAAGCUAAUGUAAUCAGGAUUAAGAAGCUGUAAGUUGUCUCGCGAUAACCGCGGUUUGUGUACUAGUACAGUAUAUGCCCUGUUCAAAAUAAGAAUAUAUACCGACACCCGUCACUCACACAUUUUCCAUAAAAAGGCAAGUGUUUAAUUUGUUUGUUGCCUAAUACACUUCAGUAUUCCCGCCAAUGCGACGGCCGCAUGUAAACUAUCGAGUCUUGACCAAACAAUCCUUGGACACGAUAGUAUGGCAAGCCGUUUUCACAUUUAUUACGGAAUUAGAGAUAUCUUCAAAUGUUUUAAAGAUAUUGGUAUUUUAUUUUAAGAUGUCUAUAAUGUUUUAAGAUAUGAAAAAAUAAUUAAAGAUAUCUUAAAUUCAUUUCUGAUAUCCAUUAUACAGUUACUGAUAUCUUAAAAUGUUACGGUGAUAUCAACAAAUUAGUUUGUGAUAUCUCUAAAUGUAUGUAAGAUAUCAUUAAACAAUUACAAUCCUACUGUACAUAAAUAUAUUAGAAAUAAAUUCCAGAUAUCUUAAGUUAUACAUAUCCACAAAUGCAUUACAGAUAUCAUUAAUUCGUUUAAGAUAUAUUUAAUUCAAUUACAGAUAUCUUUAAUUCAAUUCAAGAUAUCUUUAAAUAAAUUCAAGAUAUCAUUAAUUCUGACCGUUACUGAUAUAAAAAAUCCAAUUAUAGAUAUCAGUUACCUAAUUUAAGUAACAAUAUUAAAGUAACGUCUAAUGGCAACAAUUGAAGAUAUCAAUAAUUAAUUAAUUCAACUGUAUUUAGUUUCAAGAUAUCUGAAAUUGAAUUACUGACAUCAUAAAAAACACUACAUUUUGAUAUCUUUAAAUCAUAUUUUGAUAUCAAUAAUUGAAUUUAAGAUAUCAGCAAUUCUUUUCAAGAAAUCAGUAAUACGCUUCACCAUAUCCUUAAUUCAUUUGGUGAUAUCUUAAAUUUUAUUGUAGAUAUCUACAAUUAUCUGUAUUUAAGAUAUCUUCAAUUCCAUUCACGAUAUCUUCAGUUCAAUUGAAGAUAUCUUCAAUUCAGGAUAUCUUUAAAACAAUUGAAGAUAUCUGUAAUUCCGUAAUACAUGUGAAAACGGCUUGCCAUACGAUACCGCAUUUACUGAUUAAGUUGAACCGAAAACCAAUAAAAGUAAUUUCUCUACAUAUAUGAUAUUCAAUAACAAUAAAUAUGUCAUGUACGUGUACCAAGAAAUGAACUGGAUUCAUGUUUUGGUAAUGCCAGUUUUAUAUUUUCUAUCACAACGGUGACAAGUAAACAUUGUGCAUGGUCGUUAUGUGUUAUUAUGCUAUGUACACGCGCCUUAGGGUGUAUUGCUCUCGCUGACAAUAAAUGAUUGAAAACUUGAAUUUUAUUCAAACACAAAAGUACAUCAAGUAAUGUUCUUCUGUCACCUUGUGUUUUUUAAGCUCAAUACGCAAGACUUAUUUCUUUUCUUUGAAACUUUUAAGUUUACUGACCAAGGGGUUUUCUAAUGAUUUGUUAAUGAGUUAACAGAUGUACAUCGUUGGAGGGGGAAAGGCAAUUUGAGAUUUGACGUUCUGUCACGCGUCGUAAAACCAGUCUAGUCACGGUCUAGUGAUCUCUCCGCUUCCCACUCUCUUAAUUGUCCAACCUCCGUCAACAUUCGGCAAAGUGCGACGGUAGUCGUCCUCCAGUGUCUUUACGUCCAUUGUUAGAGAAUUGGUGACCCAUAAAUCUUUUUCUCUGGCGGUUUAAUCGCACAUUUUUAAUAUGUAUUGAUUUGAUAUAUGUUAUCUUAUAUAUGUUUGCUUACUUAGAUAUAUCUCAUGUAUUUAUAAGCAUUUUUGCCACCUCAAUAAUUGUACAUAUCUGGUUGUAAAUCUUUAGUGGUAACCUUGGAUACCUUUUGUUCAGAGCUUUAGUUUGGUACCUACAUCUUCCGUAUUGCUUAAAUAUUUAGUUUGCUAUUCGGGUUUUCCCUGUGUAUUUUCACGGCUGACCGGGAUAGGAUGCCCUCUCAGAGGUCCACGCACUCGUAUAUAACCCUUGGCGAAUCAUGUGUCCUUAUCUUCAGGGACAGCUAGACCGUUUACUGGAUGGUCAUUCGAAACGCAGGUUUCGUUCUUAAGUAAUUACGGAGCAGUUUUAAUCUUGUACUGACUUACUCUGAUUGUAUUGAAUUGAGGUAAACUUAUUAGCUAGGGGUUUUCCGUUAACUCCGUUUUUCCUCUGAUUCGUGGAUAACCAAUUUUCCCGUGAUUGCCUAACUUCAAAUACCUAUUUACGAUAUGGAGUCUUGAGAUACUCCCAAGGUCAAAUACCUUGUAUUUUGGGGAAGGAUUUUCUUGCCCAGUCAAAGUGACUGAGUCUUCAGUCUAGAAGACUAUUUUGCCAUUCAGGCGUUUUUUCGUCUAUUUAACUGUCCAAGAAACUUAUUUAAGGGACAGGCCUCUGUGUUUCUUUCUUAACCUGCCAAGGUUAAUUACUCAUUUGAGUGUCGAGUGAAAUCUCAGGUGUCUGUUGGCGGCCGACUUAAUUGUCAAUUAUCAUGUCAAAGUGUUGAUUUAGCUACUCACAUUUUAUUAUUGUUAUGCAGUUGCUUAGCUAAAUAAAUCAACUUUAUAUUUUUUCUGGUUUAAUCCAUUAGUGAUCGUUGUGAGUGUAAAUUGUUUUUUAUCCUUUUUAUUUUCAUCUGUACUUACAACUAGCUGAUAAUAAUAAACAUGUUACACCUAUUACCACGUUUUCAUUAUCA